GUCAAGUUCAACAGUAGAACUUGGCAGAACAAAACAUUCUUCUCUAGCCGAUAUUCCUGAGUGACACAUUGUGUCAUCUCGGGGUCUUUUCUGUGCAUUGGCGCGCGGCAUGUAAUACAGCUAUCACCAGCAAAGAUGGAAACACGUUUAGAGACUCCAUAAUACUUGUCUAAAUGCUCGCUUCUUCAAGAUAAGCAUAAAUAAGGACCUGAUCCUCAAUGGAACGGAACCUGUCAACACCUCAAUUCGGCCUUACACCACGCCGUGAAACUCACCCUGCCUAAUCUCACAACAACAUCUCACAACUAUUGUAUCCCCUCUCACAGCGUCCAUCCUCACCACAAAUCCCUUUUUUCCGCCCUCGUCCGUGAUUCACCUCUCUUCGUCUUAGUGCCUGACUCACUCGCCGACUAAACCCCACCUCAUCUACAAAACCCUCACCUUCACCCAUCACCUCCUCGAAACAGCUUCUAAAUCUCCCCUUCAUCCUUCAAUACCACUCUAACGUCAAACCAAACACCAUGGCUUAUAACGUCCUCGUAACAGGCUCAUCCGGCCAUCUCGGCACAGCUCUUAUGCUUUCCCUCCCGACGUUCGGCUUCACACCUCUUGGGAUCGACAUCUUACCUUCUGAGAACACAACGCAUGUUGGAUCAAUCUCUGACCGCGCCUUUGUGACAUCUCUUCUUCAGAAACAUCCCAUCCAGCAUGUCCUUCAUGCUGCGACGUUGCAUAAGCCCCAUGUCGAAAGCCACUCCAAGCAAGACUUCAUCGACACAAACAUCACCGGCACCCUCAUUCUUCUCGAAGAAGCCUCCAAACUCGGCGCCCAGAUCGAAAGCUUCAUCUUCUUCAGCACAACAAGCACAUUCGGCGCAGCCCUAAGUCCCAAGCCCGGUCAACCCGCUGCGUGGAUCGACGAAACCGUCGUCCCCAUCCCCAAAAACAUCUACGGCGCUACAAAAGUCGCAGCGGAGGAUCUAUGCUUCCUCAUCCAGAAACAAACAGGCAUGCCCGUCUUAAUCCUCCGCACGAGCCGUUUUUUCCCAGAGCAGGAUGACGAUGAAGAUCGCAGAGCAGCUUUAUCAGACGACAACCUCAAAGUGCUUGAACUAGCGUACCGUCGCUGCGACAUUGAAGACAUAGUUCGCGCGGCAGUCUGCGCGAUGAAGAAAGGGCGAGAGAUACAGUUUCGGAAGUACAUCAUCAGCGCACCGCCGCCUUUUCCUAAUGACGCUGACACGCUGGCGAUGCUGGACAAAGACCCUAAGCAGGUGUUUGAGACUGUUGCGCCGGAGUGUGUGCAGGUUUUCAAGGAUAAGGGAUGGAGUCACUUGAAGAGGAUUGAUCGUGUUUAUGAUUCUAGUAAGGCGGUGGAGGAGUUGGGCUGGAAGCCUGAGUUUACGUUCAACAAGGUUGUUGAGUUGGUCGGGGAAGGCAAGGAGUGGAAGAGUGAGUUGACGGGGAAGGUUGGGAAGAGAGGAUAUCAUGCUACCAGUCACGGAGUUUAUACCCUGCGAUGAAUUUGCAGGCCGAGAAUUGAUGGUGGAUGGCAUGAGGUCACAGCGAAUAGCUUCACGAUAGGUUCAGCACACGACAGACAAUUGACACUAAUGAGACUUGGGUCUAAACAAACUCGUAUUCGCC
Molecule: messenger RNA, 1647 nt
Organism: Fusarium odoratissimum NRRL 54006
Lineage: Eukaryota; Fungi; Ascomycota; Sordariomycetes; Hypocreales; Nectriaceae
Exons: 2
Coding region: 522-1523 (333 amino acids)
Molecular function (GO): dTDP-glucose 4,6-dehydratase activity
Source: RefSeq, a predicted model, not a curated record